AUGUACAUAUGUUACAGUCAUAAAUAUUUUUUGUUCUCUAUAAUAAUUUUACAUUUUUCAAAUUUUAUUUGUCAAUUAAAAGAAAUUAAUACUGGAAAUAGUUCUAUAAAUUGUAAAUCUCCAACAAAACCAUGUGUUUAUACAAAAACACGUAAAAUUGGAGCAUAUUAUGUAGUACCAAAAUAUAAACUUCAUACAUGUGUAAUGGGAAAAAAUUUCAGUUCAAUGAUUGUAGCAAUUUUUUGUUACUUAUUUGAUGAAAAAAAAUUUUUUUCAAUUCAUAAUCAUUUAAAUGAAGAUUAUUUUAAUAAUCAUGCAUGUAAAAAAGAAAAUCAAGGUAAGACAUUUAAAGAAUUAAUAAAAAAAUAUAGUAAUGGAAAAAAAAAAUAUUUUUUUAAUAAAUGGAAACAUUUUAUUAUAAUAAGAAAUCCAAUUGAAAGAUUUAUUAGUGGUUUUACACAUAUUUGUGUUUAUGGAAAGGAUUCAUUGAUAUCUAAAAAAACAUGUUUCAAUUGUAAUGGUGAUAUUGAAUGUUUUAUUAAUAAAUUGUAUGAAGAAAUUUUUUUAGUAUUAAAUGGUAAGAAAAAGUAUGCCGAAUAUCAUUUAAGACAUCAUUUUUUUCCUCAAAGUUGGUUAGUAUAA
Strongyloides ratti is the source of this 642-nucleotide messenger RNA. Its product is annotated as Sulfotransferase family-containing protein. The transcript has a single exon. Gene Ontology annotation, biological process: positive regulation of response to oxidative stress. Gene Ontology annotation, molecular function: chondroitin 4-sulfotransferase activity. NCBI's taxonomy places the organism in Eukaryota, Metazoa, Nematoda, Chromadorea, Rhabditida, Strongyloididae. Bases 1 to 642 code for a protein of 213 amino acids. Gene Ontology annotation, cellular component: membrane. The record is from RefSeq and is a predicted model, not a curated record.